Molecule: messenger RNA, 3406 nt
Organism: Rhopalosiphum maidis (corn leaf aphid)
Lineage: Eukaryota; Metazoa; Arthropoda; Insecta; Hemiptera; Aphididae
Product: mediator of RNA polymerase II transcription subunit 15
Exons: 9
Coding region: 333-3149 (938 amino acids)
Cellular component (GO): nucleus; PRC1 complex
Molecular function (GO): protein binding; zinc ion binding
Source: RefSeq, a predicted model, not a curated record
CCAACGCUCAGACGCGCUCUCAUUGCUGCUGACGCCACAGCGGUGGGGGAUUGUGCGUGCGCGUGUGCGACACAGCUACAGCCUAUUAUAGUGCAGUGCACUACACUACUUGAAAAACGGACUGCUGUUGAAAAAAAAAAACAUUUUAUUAUCAUCGAUCAUUCGACCGUCGCUGUCGUACGGUCGCAACGGAUUUUAUCACGAGACCGACGAUUCUCGAUCUUUCAAUCGUGUUUUCGCGUCAUUGGAAACCCGCAGUCUCGCGACUCCAUUUCCUGGCCGCCAGCUAAACCGGAGGUGAGUGCUUUAAGCUUUCAUGAACAAGCUCAAAAAUGAGUGAGGCAUCGGCACAACAACAGCCUGCCACAGACGUACAACAAAUGCAACAAGCACAGCAACAACAACAGCAGCAGCAGCAGCAGCAACAGCAACAGCAACAGCAACAGCAACAAAAUCAACAACAGCAGUCCCAGCAAAAUCAACAAAACCAACAAACACAACAAAUGCAACAGCCACAACAAAUACAAGUUAUGAUUCAGCAGCCCCAGGGACAAGUUGACAUGCAGCAGCAACAGUCACAACAACAGCAACAACCUCAACAAGUUGCUGUCGCCUCUGGUCAGCAAACUAUUACUAUGCAAAUGUCGUCAGAUGGAUCUAAUGGAGGCACCGUGCAACUCCCUCAUUCAUCAGCUCCAAUGACAACUAUUGAGACAUCAGGUCAAAUGCAAAUUUCUACUAUCCAGCCACAGCAACAGCAACAGGGGCAAGUGCAAAUGACUAAUAUACAAGCUCAACAGCCAGGACAAGUUCAACAGCAACAUACUAUGCAGGCACAGACACCUACUCAACAACAACAGCAACAAACUCAAAUUCAACAAAUCAAUGACUGGAGUCAUGGACGUGUUCAGUUAAUUCAACAAGCUGGUCCUCAGUUUGUACAGUACAAUGCUCAAGGUCAAUUAAUCAUGCCCGGAACAAUGUUGCAACAUCCUACCUCUGGUGCUAUACAAGUGAUUGCAGCUCCUAAUAAACAAUUUCAGUCACAACAGAUGCUCACCACAGCACAUGCUCAUAAACAGGUAAUAUCGCAAGGACAGGCAACGUCAUUUCCGACUGGAUAUGCUGCUAUACCAACUACUACUAACCAGACUCUUGUCAUCGGCCAAUUAGGGGUGAUAAGUAGUCAACCAAAUAUGAAACAAAAUGAAAUGCAACAAACAUACACAAGUUGUGCUACUGGAAGAACUGUACAACAAAAUGCUCAAACAAUGCAAUUUUCACCAUGGCAAUUUAAUGCAUCACUUCCUCAAGGACUCACUUGGGCUACACCACAGCCUCAAGCAUUAUUAACCCAAAAUCAUCCAAUUUUCAUAAGAGGUGCACCUCAGCAAGAUGGUCAACAACAACAAGUACAAACUCCUAUGUUUAUACAAAGCCCUCCUCCUCAGCACCUUCAACAACACCAUGGCCAAACUAUGGUGCAAACUAGUGGUGGUGUUAUGCAAAACAUUGGGCAAAUGGUUAGUGGCACCACAACUACUACUAUUAAAUCACAACGUGCAGAUAUACAACCCAAAGUUGUUACAACACCUAAUGGUAUGGGUAAUAACAGACAACUUUCCAUACUACCAUCGGGACAUACAAUUCGGCCAAAUGCUACAAUUUCUACUCAAACUACUACUGGUAUACAGCAUUUAAAUCAAAUGCAAAAAGCUCAACUCAAAGUUAGACCUAAGACUGGUGUCCGUCAAGGUUUUAGUAUUGCACCUCAUAAAUCAGAUGCUGCUAAUCAAACUAAUCAAACCAAACCUCUUCAGUCUCCUCAACAAUCUAUGAACACCAACAAAAUGAUUUUGACAAGUUCUGGACAACUUGUGCCACAAAUUCAACAACAACAACAGCAGCAGCAAACAGUGCAAGUACAACAUUUGCAACAGCAACAACAAGCUCAACAACAAAUUAAAUUAGUUAGUAUGCAAUCGCCAAACCAUCAAAUUGUAAGUAUGCAAUCGCCUCAAGUUGCAUAUCAACAACAGCAAAUCAUCAAACCCACCACAAACGUAAUGAGUAUGUCUAUGAAUUCUCCACAAAAGAUACAUAUACAUCAAUUGCAGCAAGGCCAAGCUAUUGUCAGUAGUCAGCCACAACAACAAAUCACUAUUCUGGAUCGUCCAGUUAUACCAGUUGUUUCAUGUGCUCCUCAGGCAUCAACACAAUCUCAGCUUCUAAUUUCUCCCCAAAUUCAAACAUCGACUUCAUCAAUGCUUCCUCCAAUUAAAUCUGAUGAAUCUCCAAAGACAUCCCCAGCUGUUCAAACUAAUGAAACAUCAGCUGUUGUGGUCUCAAUAGCAGAAAAUACUACUGAAACAACUGCAUCAGUUUCGUUACCUGUUACUUCUAAUGAAGACAAUUCUAGAGAUAAAGGAUUGCCUAAAGCUUUAGUAAAACCACAAGUCUUGACCCAUGUUAUUGAAGGCUUUGUGAUACAAGAAGCUGAUCAACCAUUCCCCGUAAAUCGAUCUUGCACUAUAGCAGAUAUUUCCAAUAGUGCUCAGGACAAGGAAAGCAUAAAAUUAGAUGAAGAACCGCCAAAUAAAAAGAGUAAAACAGACAAUAACAACCAAGACAAAAUCAAGUGCGACUCAUGUGGAAAAUGUCAAGAAUUACAAAAAUUCAAAAUUAAAAAGAAAUCGAAACGUUUUUGUUCACAAGAAUGCUCAAAGAUAUUUGAAAAUAGUUCAAAAACUGGACAAACCGACAAGAAAAAUGGAAAAAAUUGGGAAUGUGAAAGCAAUGGUUCAGCUGGUGAUUCUAGUAAUACUGCCUCAUCACUUGAUUUACCUAAUCGAAUGCAAAUUGAUGUUGACCCUAAGACAGAUGUGGCUCCAGAAUUGUGUUCUAUUAAUCCAUUGACAUGGACUGUUAAAGAUGUACGGAAGUUUAUUGGCCAACUAACAGAUAGUGAGGAAAUAGCAGCAGAUUUUGAAAGUCAUGAAAUUGAUGGUCAGGCUUUGAUGCUGCUCAAAGAAGAUCAUUUAAUUAGAGAUAUGUCAAUGAAACUUGGACCAGCAUUAAAAAUAUUUGCAAAACUGGAUGCCAUGCGUACUGAAAAUCCAGAACUUCAACCCCCUGCAACUUCACAAUAAAGUUUUUUAUGCUCUUAUACUCAAUUAUACUUUUUAUAGUAUACAUUUUUAUAUGGUUAAUUUUAAUUUAACAUUUUCAAAUGUUUUUUUAUCUAUUUGAUAUACAUAUAUUAACCAAUAGUACUUAUUGGCAUUAAGACUUAUUAUUAUAACCAUGUCAUUAGUACUCAAUUUUGUUUGUGGUUUUGUGUAGGUUUUUGUUUAAAAAAAUUGUAAUUUUCAGUCUUAUCCCCUGUUUUUCCAAUAUUUUUGCUGUU